Molecule: messenger RNA, 1755 nt
Organism: Sphenostylis stenocarpa
Lineage: Eukaryota; Viridiplantae; Streptophyta; Magnoliopsida; Fabales; Fabaceae
Source: the annotation of a GenBank genome assembly
AUGGGGAGUGAUGGACAGAAGAGAAUUGCCAUCAUUGGCGUGUCUACCUUCUUGCUGGUGGCUAUGGUGGUAGCCGUGACGGUUAGCGUGAACUUCAGCAACAAGGGAGAAAUCGAGGAUGAAAAGGAAGCAUCAAAAUCUCACGUAGCUUCCUCGAUGAAAGCGGUGAAGACCCUUUGCGCACCCACCGAAUACCAGAAAGAAUGCGAAGACAGUCUGAAUGCCAACGCCGGCAACGUCACGGACCCCAGGGAACUAAUAAAAAUCGCCUUUAACGUCACCAUUAGUAGAAUCAGCGACGGACUUGGAAAAACGCAGCUCAUGCAGGAAGUCGAGAGCGACCCCAGAACCAAAGAGGCCCUCGACACAUGUAAACAACUCAUGAACCUCUCCAUCGAGGAGUUCAGGCGCUCCAUCGACAGGUUCAACAAGUUCGACCUCAACAGCCUUGACCGCAUCCUCACCAGUCUCAGGGUGUGGCUCAGUGGCGCCGUCACGUACCAGGAAACGUGCCUUGAUGCGUUCGAGAACACCACAACCGACGCUAGCAAGAAGAUGCAGGGGCUCUUGCAAACCUCCAUGCACAUGACCAGCAACGGCCUCUCUAUCAUCAACGAGCUGGCAAAAACUCUCUACGAGAUACGCGGCAACAAGCCUGGGCGCCGCCUCCUGAACUCUGCCGAUGGCUUGCCCCUUUUUGGCCAGGAAGCCGGUGACUUUGACGUUCCCGAUUGGGUUGAGAACCGCGUUGGCGUUCGCAGACUCAUGAAAAUGACUGGUCGCAAAAGCAUGGCACAUGUUGUUGUUGCCCAGGAUGGCAGCGGCAAUUUCACCACCAUCAACGAUGCUUUGAAGUCCGUGCCCAAGAAAAAUCUAAGGCCCUAUAUUAUCUACGUCAAGGAGGGUCUUUACAACGAGUACGUCGAAGUUGCCAGAAAUAUGACCCAUGUCGUCAUGAUAGGCGAUGGUGGUAAAAAGACAAGAAUCACAGGCAGCAAAAACUUCGUCGACGGAGUUGGUACCUUCAGAACCGCCAGCGCUGCUAUUCUUGGAGAUUUCUUCGUUGGCAUAGGUAUCGGAUUUGAGAACACUGCCGGCCCUGAAAAACAUCAGGCAGUUGCAUUGAGGGUUCAAUCCGACAGGUCCAUCUUCUACAAGUGCCGAAUGGAUGGGUAUCAAGACACUCUCUACGCCCACACCAUGCGCCAAUUCUACCGCGACUGUGUCAUUUCUGGCACCAUCGACUUUGUCUUCGGUGACGCAGUGGCUGUUCUCCAGAACUGCACAUUCGUGGUCCGAAAACCCUUGUCAAACCAGCAAUGCAUUGUGACCGCACAAGGCAGAAAGGAGGUUAACCAGCCAUCCGGUCUAGUCAUCCAUGGAGGGUCCAUUGUGUCAGACGUCAAGUACUACCCAUAUAGGUUCGACAACAAGGCCUACUUGGCUCGUCCAUGGAAGAAUUUCUCAAGGACCAUCUUCAUGGACUCUUACAUUGGUGACUUGAUCACACCCGAUGGCUACAUGCCAUGGCAAACAUUGGAGGGCUUUUCCGGAAUGGACACUUGCUUUUACGCUGAGAUCGACAACCGCGGCCCUGGUGCAGACAAAACGAAGCGCGUGAAAUGGCAGGGAAUCAAGACCCUCCCAGAAAACGAAGCAUCUACAUUCCUGCCAACUCUGUUCUUCCAUGGAGAUGACUGGAUUAGGGUGACUAGGGUUCCUUACGACUCUGGUAUGAUCCCCGUCGCUCACUGA